CUUCGUAUCCCCGUGAUAACGAGUUAAGUUGUUCUUUUUAUGUAUACUUAUGUCCUUAUGUCGAAAAAAAUAAGGAAAAAAAGACUCUCCCUAAAGAGUCACAUAGACUCACUUGAAUUGGCGGCACUAGGACCAUGUUUUGCCAAGUCGUUGGUGAUGUAAGAAAGUGUAGAUUGCAGAGUCAUGGAUGGAUUUCUUGGAUGUAAGCAUGGCUAAGAUAAUAGGGACAAUUUACCGGUGUUGUGGACACACUAAUAUCACUGUCUCUGGUUAAAAGGAGGUCGGAACCAUAACUGUUCAAUACUGGAGCUUAUACAGCAGCUAAUUAAAUAUAUCUACAACAACAACCUCGUUUGAGAAGUUCCAGCCAUGGUGGUGAACAGCUACUGUGAGGCCAGUGCCUCAGUGUCGGAAGCCUGGGUGGACAAUGGCUUCUCCCCAUGCUUCUACUUCACCCUUGUUCCCACUGUGCUGCUCACUGUCUCCUUCUUCUUCGGCACCUUCCACUGCGUCUUCUACCGGCGCUAUGGGACGGAUAUGGAGCCCAAGUUUGUGCCGCGCUCUCGUCUCUACGGCCUGCAGCUGGCUGUGUCCGCCCUGCUCCUGCUCCAGUACCUGGGGGGCGUUGUGUGGCGUGCAGCUGUCGGAGAAGAGCUCCCUGGCUACGUGGUGCUGUAUGGCUGCCUCUCUGCGCUGGGCUGGGCCUGCGCGGUGGCCCUGCUCAGGCUGGAGAGGCGGAGGGUGCUGGUGAGGGACCAGACCAGGGGCCACAGCGUCCUCCUGCUGCUUUUCUGGGCUGUGGCCUUCUCAGCUGAGAACCUGGCCUUCGUCUCCUAUUCCAGCCCACAUUGGUGGUGGGGUCUGGAGGACCAGCAGAAGCAGGUGGAGUUUGGUCUCUGGCUGGUGCGCUACAUCGGCACCGGAACCCUCUUCUUUCUGGGCCUGAAGGCUCCAGGGCUGCCUCGAAAGCCUUACAUGCUCCUCAUCAACGAAGAUGAACGUGAUGUGGAGCAUAGCCAGCCUCUUCUGGGCGGGGCAGAAGAGUCCCAGUCGACGUGGCAGGGCUUCAGUCAGAAGGUCCGUCUCCUGAUGCCCUACAUGUGGCCCCGGAACAACAUCCUACUGCAGCUGCUGGUGCUGCUCUGUCUGGGCCUGCUGGCCAUUGAGAGGGUCAUCAAUGUGUUCGUGCCCAUUUACUACAAGAACAUAGUGACCGAGCUGACGGAUGGAAGCAGCUGGAGGAGGUUGGCCAGUACUGUUGGGAUAUAUGUCCUGCUGAAGUUCAUGCAAGGCGGAGGGGCAGGCGCGUCAGGGUUCGUCAGCAACUUGCGCUCCUUCCUGUGGAUCCGGGUGCAGCAGUACACCAACCGCGUGGUGCAGGUGCGGCUGUUCGACCACCUCCACUCGCUGUCCCUGCGCUGGCACCUGGGCCGGCGCACCGGAGACGUCCUGAGGAGCAUCGACCGCGGCACCUCCUCCAUCAACAGCCUCCUCAGCUACAUCGUCUUCAGCAUCUUCCCCACCAUCGCCGACAUCGUCAUCUCCAUCAUCUACUUCAUCACGAACUUCAACGCCUGGUUUGGCCUCAUCGUGUUCGUCUGCAUGUUCCUCUACCUUACUUUGACCAUCAUCAUCACUGAAUGGAGGACCAAGUACAGACGAGACAUGAACACUCAGGACAACAACGCCAAGUCGAAAGCCGUGGACUCUCUGCUCAACUUUGAGACGGUGAAGUAUUACAACGCGGAGCAUUACGAGGUGAGCCGCUUCGAGGACGCCAUCUUGCAAUACCAGGCGUCCGAAUGGAAGACCCAAGCGUCCCUGGCCUUGCUGAACCAGUCGCAGAACCUCAUCAUAGGGUCGGGACUUCUAGCAGGUUCUCUGCUCUGUGCUUACUUUGUCACAGAGGGCAAGUUUCAGGUUGGAGACUUUGUCCUAUUUGGUACCUAUAUAAUCCAGCUGUACACACCUCUCAACUGGUUUGGAACCUACUACAGAAUGAUCCAAAACUCCUUCAUUGAUAUGGAAAGCAUGUUCAAGCUCUUCAAAGAGGAAGAAGAGGUGAAGGAUGAUGUAAAUGCCGGGAACCUUCUCUUCCAACUGGGGAAGGUGGAGUUUGAGAAUGUUUACUUCAGUUACACUGACGGGAAGGAGAUUCUUAAGGACGUAUCGUUCACGGUUCAGCCUGGUCAGACUGUUGCACUGGUUGGACAGUCAGGAUCGGGCAAGAGCACCAUUAUUCGCCUGCUUUUCCGUUUCUAUGACGUCCAAGGAGGCUGCAUCCGUAUUGACGGCCAGGACAUCUCAAAGGUCAAGCAGACGUCUCUGCGUGCCCACAUCGGGGUGGUGCCACAGGACACGGUCCUCUUCAACAACAACAUCCGAGACAACAUCCGCUACGGCCGAAUCUCAGCCAGUGACCAGGAAGUAGAGGAGGCCGCCAUCGCCGCCGACAUCCACGACAAGAUCAUAGGAUUCCCAGAGGGGUACGACACCCCGGUGGGGGAGCGAGGGCUGAAGCUGAGUGGGGGAGAGAAGCAGAGAGUGGCCAUCGCCAGGACCAUCCUCAAGGCACCUCAGAUCGUCCUGCUGGAUGAGGCCACAUCUGCACUUGAUACGCAGACGGAACGCAACAUCCAGGCCUCGCUGGCCAAAGUUUGUGCCAAUAGGACCACAAUCGUUGUGGCUCACAGGCUGUCUACCAUCAUUGGAGCAGACCAGAUUCUCGUUUUGAGAGAGGGUCUAAUAGCUGAACGGGGACGGCAUGAUGAGCUGCUGGACAAGGGGGGCCUAUAUUCAGACAUGUGGAUGAGGCAGCAGCAAGCUCAGGACUCAGACUCAGACACAGAGUCCAAAGACCGGAAAUCAGAGAAACUACAGCCCCCAUCAUCCUCUGCUGGACACGGGAGCCACUAAGUAGAAUAAUAUUCUAGUGUCAAUAAUAUAUAUAUAGAAUGACAUGGGGGGCAUUUCGGGGUUAUAGAAGAAGGUGCUAAGGGACUAAAAAUACAUUUUUUUCUUCUUUGCACUUUAAGGUGUCGGCUAUGGAGCUGUGUUUUAGAACCUAUUUAUUUAGCGUUUUAUGUUGUUCAUAAGGGUGUGACAUGUAUGACUGAAGACAAUUUUACAACACUGAAAUCUAGAAUGGUAUUUAGAGUACUACGGAAAGGGAAUGGCAAACGGAUCGGUACAUACCCUUAAAUUCAGGUAUAGACGCAGAGGAUUUAUGCUUAAGGGUGGAACAUUUCUGUUAUGUUCUAUAUUUAACAGUGUAACAGGGACAAUGAUCGUUUUGGUGGUACAUGCUCACAACACUCCCUAGCAAUAUAAUGUUGACAUCAUAAUAUUGAGACAGAUUGAAUGUUUCAUCAGGCAAUCAAUACAAUACUAAUUUUAUUCAACUGAUUCAUGAUGAGAACAUGAGGUUUAAGAACUUGAACCAAGUACUGAGGAAAGAUACUACACUUGUUUGAAUAUUCUCAUGUCUCUCUUUGCUGCUAAUACUGUUAUGUCUGCAUUUAAAUGAGUAGUAUGAGAUUCUAUGAAUACUGACUGUAUAUAAACAAUAAGCUUUCCUGUUCAAUAUUAAGGCAAUGUGGUUUGUGAAUAAGAUAUAUGUUCAUAAUAACCAGCAUCCCGUCACAGCAUUACUGUGUACCGAAAUUUCAUCAUUAGAAGGGAACAUUUUAGAUAUAAAGACAAACGUUUUUAAAGAAUGUGAAAUUCUUUGUGAAGUUAAUACCAUUUUGGCAUUUGUCCUCAGUAUGACGAUGUGCCCUAUAUUCAUGGACCGGUAGUCUGACAGGGACUGUUGGCAUCCACUUUCUGAGCUAUGAAUCAAACUACAAUAAUCGAAGCCCUUAUGUUGACGUUGUGAUACCAAAGAAUGUGAGUUGUGUUAUCAAAACUAGAACAUUAUCCAUACCUUGAUUUGUAAAUAUAUUUUCAGUUUGGUUGUUUCUAUAAUAAAUGUCCAAAAUUCA
Molecule: messenger RNA, 3983 nt
Organism: Osmerus eperlanus (European smelt)
Lineage: Eukaryota; Metazoa; Chordata; Actinopteri; Osmeriformes; Osmeridae
Gene: abcb6a
Product: ATP-binding cassette, sub-family B (MDR/TAP), member 6a
Exons: 19
Coding region: 370-2916 (848 amino acids)
Biological process (GO): transmembrane transport; heme transport
Cellular component (GO): vacuolar membrane
Molecular function (GO): ATP binding; ATP hydrolysis activity; heme binding
Source: RefSeq, a predicted model, not a curated record